ACUGUGUGUGUGUGUGUGAAAGUGUGUGAGUGAGUGCGUGUGCGCGCACCUCCCCGACCUGUCCGUCCGUGCUAUUUCCCACCACCAUCCCGCCUCGUUUUUUCGGCCAUGACGCUGGAAGCGAUCCGCUACCGGGCCGGGUCUCUGCAGGUCCUCAACCAGCUGCUGCUGCCACACCAGACCGCUUACGAUGAGAUCCGCUCCGUGCAGGACGCCUACGAGGCCAUCAAGUCCAUGAAGGUGCGUGGCGCCCCAGCCAUCGCCAUUGUCGGCUGCCUCAGUCUGGCCGUGGAGCUGCGAGCAGGCACCGGGGGUGAUGACCCUGUGACCUUCAUCAGGGAGUCUCUGUGUCACCUGACCUCAGCCAGGCCCACUGCUGUCAACAUGGGCCGCGCAGCUCGUGAACUUAUGGAGUAUGCGGAGAACGAGAGCAUGGAGAAGAACUCUGAGCAGCUUAGAGAAAGUGUGAUCGCCUGGAUCGAAAACAUGCUGGCGCGUGACGUCAAUGACAACAAGAAGAUUGGUAACUAUGGCGCCCAGCACAUCCUGUCUGGCGUACCGAGGGACUCUGUGACCAUCCUCACGCAUUGCAACACAGGCUCGCUGGCCACAGCUGGAUACGGGACCGCACUGGGCGUGGUGCGAAGCCUCCACGCGCUGGGCAGGCUGAAGCGUGUGUACUGCACAGAGACAAGGCCGUACAACCAGGGAUCCAGACUGACGGCUUAUGAGGCGGUAGCAGAGGGAAUUCCUGCAACACUUAUUACAGACAGCAUGGCAGCCCUUACCAUGAGAGAAAUGGACAUCACAGCUGUGGUGGUGGGUGCAGACAGGGUGGUUGCCAAUGGUGAUACAGCCAAUAAAGUGGGCACGUACCAGCUGGCUAUCGCUGCAAAGCACCAUGGGAUUCCCUUCUAUGUGGCUGCGCCCAGCACUUCAUGCGACUUGAGCCUUGAGAGCGGCAGGGACAUUGUCAUUGAAGUACGCCCCCCUGAGGAGCUCACCAGUAUAAAUGGAGUCCCCAUCGCUGCCCCAGGUAUCGAGGUGUGGAACCCAGCGUUUGACGUGACUCCUCACCAGCUCAUCACAGGAGGCAUCAUCACAGAACUGGGAGUCUUCCUCCCCUCCGAGCUCCAGGCCGCGCUCACCGGCCGCCUCACUGCCCUCUAGAGCCGCUCAGCCCCUCCUGCUGGUCCGUGUGCACCGCCGCACCUUAAGGCCCCGCACUCAAAGACACUCUCAUUUCACCACAGAACACAUACACAUUAGUGGUUGUCAUUUCAUUUACUUUUCAUAAAGGCAUGGUCACUGUUACAUGUCGGUGGUGCACACAGAAGAAAAAAAAUGUUCUUCGUUUUACUCACAAACACAAACUCAAUACAAGAGGCCCAAGCAGACUCACAUGCCGUCUCCCUUUCUUUUUAUUUCCUUCUGUUUUCUGUGGUCUCUACAUUUCACUUUUCCUCAUGGUUUCUAACCCCUCUUUCAUUCUCUUUUUCUCUUUUGCCACCUCUGUCGCUUCCUUAAUGGCUUCUGUGAUGACAACUAGUGCUCAUCUGGCCUCGAUUCCUUAAAUUCUAUUUGGCAAACCUGUUUUUAUGAGUCCUUACUGAGCUCAUUUUUCAGAGCUUCCUCAGCUACAAGCAAACUAAAAACCCUCCACAAAGUCUAAAUGGCAUAACAGAUUUUUUUUUUCUCAGUAGUGAUUUUGGUUUUUAAAAUGCUGCUACCCACUUGUAAAUAUACAUAUUGUUGCUGGUAGUGUGUGUACAUAUGUAGAAAACUAACCCCUGCUAGUAAAAGGUACUGCUCUUUUAACCAAAUACGUGGUUAUUCACAAUUUUAUUUGACGCAAAAAUGUUAUAUUAACAUUUAAUUUCUUUUGUUUUGGUUAGAAAUCUUUUUUAGAGGAAUAAUCCAAAUUUAUAGUUCAUAGAGUUUCACACCCAGGAAUUCUUAGUGAUAAUAAAAAUUAUAUUUCACUCACGUUUUCCACUGUGCGGCAACAUUUCGAACAAGUGGAAUUUCUCUCAUCAGUCACCUGAAGCCUAUGACAAGAUGUGGCUGUAUUUAUACCUCACUCCUUGUUUGAUUCUUGCUAUUUGUACCAUAUCAUUCUACAUUUGUAUUAUCAUAAUGUACUUAUAUAUAUAAAAUAUACACUACUCAAAAAAUUAAGGGAACACUAACUCACACAUCGGAUCUUGAUGAACAAAUUAUUCAAGUUGAAGAGAACGGCGCACCAGUGGCAAACCAGCCAAUUCUGGUGUUCUCUGGUAAAUGCCAGUCGAGCUGCACGGUGCUGGGCUGUGAGCACAGGUCGUACUAGAGGACGUGGAGCCCUCAUGCCACCCUCAUGGAAUUUGUUUCUGACAGCUUGGUCAGAGACCUGCACACCAGUAGCCUGCUGGAGAUCAUUGUGUAGGGCGCUUGCAGCGCUCCUCCUGUUCCUCCUUGCACAAAGGAGAAAAUACAGGUCCUCCUGCUCGGUCAUUGCCCUUCAACCGCCCUGUCCAGCUCUCCUGGUAUCUCCUCCACGCUCUUGAGACUGUGCUGGGAGACACCACAAACCUGCUUGCCACUGCAUGUAUGUAUGUGCCAUCUUGGAGUAGCUGGACUACCUGUGCAGCCUGAUUGUGCUGCAGGUACUGCAGCGAUGAUCAAGUGUACCCUUAAUUUUUUUGACCAGUGUUUAUAUGUAACGAUACAUAUUUGAGCACCAUACUGAUAUUCACUAUACUAUACAGGACUUGGUAAGAAUGAAGAAUCUAAAAAAGCAUUGGUGUCACUUUCACCAUAACAGAUUUGCUGUGAGCUGAGACUCUUCUAAUGCUGUUGUAUUUCUGUAAUACAGGCAUCACUAUUAAAAGAAUAGUUCACCCCAAAAAGAGGGUUUGAUGAUCUGCUCACUAAUGUUUGUCUAACACUGUUAAUGUUAAAAUACCUGUAUAGCUUGCUACUAUGAGCCAGGUUAAUCUAAAUUAGUUUAAAUGUUUUACAUCUUAGAAAAAAUAAACCAAUAAUCUUAAUAUCUCAAUUAUAUUACUUAAAACACUCGUUGCCACCGAAGGCUGUGUUGGACUGGUGCUACAGAACAGUACAAGACGUUUAAAAUGCUGUACUUUAAAGCUACACUAAACCACAUUUUUAAUUGACAAUACAAGAAAUUAUAUGUUUUGACCAUUGACAAAAGGGGCGAUCGGUUCAGGGUGGUUUCGUUUCUGGGAGCUGUCAGCCUGUCCAUCAUAUACAGUCAAUGGCUGUGACAGGUUUUGCUCAUAGCGACGACCCCACAGAGAAUUUUCUCCUGACUAUAUAACUCCCCCCACCCAUCUAUACUGAGGGUUUUAGCGUUUUUCAGUUUGUUGUUUUGGUUUUACAAUGUUACAGUUUUGGUUCGUUCUCACCGCUCUCAUCCCCAAACAGCAGUCAGUGAUUAGCUGGGGAACAUAGUGGAGCGUUGAGCAGCUAAAGAGCCAGAUGUUUCCCUCAGGAGUGGGAGAAUAAACAAGAGCUAAAACUUCUACAUCCUGGACUUAUAUUUGUCAGCUGGACACAAACAUGGCUCCAAAUCAAUGAUGGUGUUGCUCUGUGUCAGCAGGAUGUGUAAAUAGCCAACUGUUUGCUAACAGGUGUCAUAAUGUUGUGUGUAGAGUUGGUCUCCAAAUUACCAAAAAAAAAGGAAUGCAGGUUUAAAGGGCAUCAUUAGAAACUUUAGAGGUGAGCAGGAGAAGACUUGAUAUCUUCAUUGUGGGCUGAACUAUUCCUUUAAGAUUGGUGGGGUGUUUUCCACAGUGCAGUUUGCAGUGUGACACCUAGCGUGAUGCCACCAGCAGUCAGAAUGUAAUAUUCAGCUCAGAUAAAUGUGUUGUAGUUGGCAGCUGUGAUCAGAGUGGACAACGGGCACUCAGUCACUUCUUGCCUUUGUGCUCGGUUCAUAAUGUGUUUUAGAUGUUUGGAUGAUAAUCCGUCCUCAUACCUGAGAUGCUGUUUUACUUCAGAUUAACCUCUGGUCCAUCCCUCCUCCAAGUCACCAGACAGUUGAAGAGAGGUAGACACUAACAACUACACUAAGGGUUUUCUCCACAGUUCUGGCCCUGUGAGCCAUGUCCUGACUUGAUCCUGAGAGAACAGGAUUUAUAAAGAGGAAUUUCCAAGUCGCAGAAAUGCAAAUAGUCACUCUUCCUGUUUUAUAGUAACUAUUAUUAUUUGUAGUCACGCCCUCAUCAGCACCCAGUUUUAAAACCCGAUACCGACCUUAUGUGUACCCAUGACCCUGUUACGUUCUGUUACAGUGUCCCAUGUCAUACAUCGAUUUUGUGCGUGACAGAUGUGGACUUGAGUUCCUGCAGUUAUGUCACCUGGCAAGCGCUCCUGCAGUGCAUUUGUUAUUUUAGAAAGGUCCAAGGUAUCUUCAUGGGUAUGGGACACACCACCCUGGUGUGCUGAAUGUCACAGGGCCUACACUGCUCACUAUCCUGCAGGUGCAGCAACAAUGUGGCUCGCUAAUGUGAGAGCAGCAUCUCACUCUGUCCUACAGCCUGGUUUAUAUCAUGUGACCACACCAUUACCUCGUCAAGCUCUAAGAAAAUCUCAGUGAAUGUAUUUACAUACACACUAGUAUCCUGGUUAUUGGAUUUUGAAAGUAUCUUAAUACUGUAACAUGUAAAUACACGUUAUUUAGGUUUCUGAUCAUUGUUUACCAUGUGUGCAAGUGUGUCAAAUGAAGUUACAAAGUAGUCAGUCAAACAAAAACUAUGAUGAUUGGCGCUCUUGUCAUCUAUUACCAGUGAUCCGGCCAUGUAAUGCAGCAGUCACUGUUCAUACUGCCUCCGUUCUAACAUCACACACUUCACUUUAUCAUUCAGAUGACAAAUAAACAAUCCCACCUCUAUAUGGGGUCACGGAGGCCCUGAUUAAACCCUACACAAAACCUUAGCUGCAGUAUUCAUAAUAAUAUUGUCCAUAUCUUUAAAAUGCUGUGAUAUAAGCUCUCCCUCCCUUCACUUUCAUCUUUCUCCUUAUUCUUCUGUUUCUCUUUUGUCCACCCAUAAACCCUCAACUCACAAAGAUGGUGUUAGAUCAUACAUGAGCAUAAAAGACCCUUGUGGAUUUGAAUGUUUCAUUUCCUCUGUUUUCUACUGUCUAAGACAUCAUGUGUUUGGGGGCAGUUUUAGACAAUGUUCCAGACAUAUGUAGCAAUUUUGUGGCCGUCAGACAUGCCACAUAAUAUUUCUUUAUAAAUCUUUAAGAGGUAUGAGAUUUUUGUUUGUCUGUGCUUCAUGAUUAUAAGUAUUUGGCUGUGGUUUGUUGUUUUCUUUCAUGACAUUGUGAUUCCUUGUGACUAGGCCAUUAGUACACCACACUGGGGAGGCCUCCUCAACCAUACACACUACCUCUCCGUCUGCCUACACAGACCUAAACACUGAAAUGCAUGAACACAAGCAGUUAAUAUGCCAGGUUGCAGCAGAGCAGAGUGACAGAUUGCAGAACAAAAAAUUGGCCUAAAAUUCUCCACAUCUCACCAGUGUUUAUAUCUGGAACGCCAAGUGACAAAUAAUUUGUGACAGUGUGUUUAUUUUGCCAAAGUAGCCUAGAUUUUGGCUAGUGUGUUAUGCUGGGUUGCAGUUUAUGCAUUAUGCUAUGUUUUUACAUGUUUUGAAGCAGCAGCAAUAUAGUACUGUAUUUAAAAGAAUGUUCCACCAACCUUCCCUAGAAAAGCCUAACACAUACAGGUGCCAAAAUUCAGCGCUGCUUGCCACGUACUUUCCAUGCUGAUUUGAUCAAUCAAAGCAGGUACUUGUGUCUUAUCAAAUGAUUAGUGUGGCCUGCAGUUACCAUGGAAGGAGUGUUGUUCAAAUGGCCUCUAAGUACAAGUAUUUUGUUGUUGUUGUUGAUAAUCACUUGAUCUGGAUUUAAUUUUGUAAUGUGGAGGCGGUUCAAAACUGGAUUUUUUAAAAUAUAUAUGUAUAUGAAUAUAAUGCUGUAAAGUGCAGUCAUGGAUUAAGAGAUUUCUCUUUCACAUCAAUACAGUAAAAAGAAUAAAGUCACAGUGAAAUGG
Monopterus albus (swamp eel) is the source of this 6061-nucleotide messenger RNA. RefSeq names its product methylthioribose-1-phosphate isomerase 1 (gene mri1). The transcript has 6 exons. The record is from RefSeq and is a predicted model, not a curated record. Gene Ontology annotation, molecular function: S-methyl-5-thioribose-1-phosphate isomerase activity. NCBI's taxonomy places the organism in Eukaryota, Metazoa, Chordata, Actinopteri, Synbranchiformes, Synbranchidae. The coding region runs from base 109 to 1170 and encodes 353 amino acids.